This is a messenger RNA of Paramecium primaurelia, 159 nucleotides long. The record is from the annotation of a GenBank genome assembly. Lineage: Eukaryota; Ciliophora; Oligohymenophorea; Peniculida; Parameciidae.
AUGAAGCCUAUAUUAGCAAUCGUAAGUGGAAGCACUGCAUUAUUUGCAGUAUAUUUUUUAAAUGGAAAUCAACCAUUUUUUGAUACAAAUUCCAACCUAAAGUGUCCAGUUUUGAAAGAUGUACAAUCUGUCAAGAAUUAACUGAGCAAUCCAAAAUGA